AUGACCCAAACCCCCGCCUCCAGGAUUCCUCCAUCUCAACCCCUCCCCUAUACGUACGCUACCUCCCAUCCAACCCUUUUGGCCACGAACACAUCAAACACCAACCUCACCUCCUCCACGAACCUCCCCUUCCACCCCCAUCUCUCCCACCUCCCUCAACUCCACCCUCACUCCUCCUCGACCCCAAUACUGAUCUCCAACUCCACCAGCCCACAUACUCCACGCACUACUAAAUCCCUCUUAAAAAAACCAAUCCAACUACUCCAUCCCCCCCCACCUCCAAGGCACAGUGACCGCCACCUUUCGCUCCUUCCCUCCCACUCCCGAUCUUCGACCGAUCCUGACCUACUUAGCUCCCCAUCACAGACCACCGACCACCCCCGUGCCACACCCCCGCACUCCCCCCUUCCUUCUAACAACUCUGCCGCAUCGCCAACCCCAGACUAA
Messenger RNA from Homalodisca vitripennis (glassy-winged sharpshooter), 447 nucleotides. Its product is annotated as pheromone B beta 1 receptor-like. The transcript has a single exon. Lineage: Eukaryota; Metazoa; Arthropoda; Insecta; Hemiptera; Cicadellidae. The record is from RefSeq and is a predicted model, not a curated record. The coding region runs from base 1 to 447 and encodes 148 amino acids.